CCAUCAACGAGCAUUUACAGAAGAACGAACACUCGCUCUCGACAAAUAAGCAGAAGCUAUGUACUUCUCGCUUGGAUAUUUGCGAAUGAAAGGGACCACGCAUAAGGCUUGGCACUUGGUGAAAGGAGGAGGCGGGGUUGUAAGAUACGAUCACGACCGCCGCAACGACGCGAACACGAGCCAGGAGACAGCUGCCGAGGCCUAAACAUUCAAAUAUCGACUCUAAGCUUAUCAUCGAACCAAGCGUAAUCUGCAUUAAAUAAGCGGCCACUUUGACCUAAAAGUCUAGAAUGGUGAAUUGUUCAUGUUCCCAGUAGCCGUCGAACGCGCACAGGUGGUCCAAUGCAUUUCUCGUCUUCUUCCCCGUUCUUCAGCUUUCGCACGCUGAAGCCAACUUUCUCAUCCCAGCUGACUGAGGCCUAGAUGCUCAUUUGCAUAUCAUAUAUCAAGUCUCUUCUCUUAGAUCUUAAUCACAUCUCAUCUAAGCAUACCGAGUUUUAGUCCUUAUCGCCUGGUAUUACAUACACUACCUAUAUGUGGCACUCAAUUUCAUGGCCUAUAUUAACUUGUCUGGAGAUGUGAAGAAAAGAUGACGAUAGGUAUUCCUUAGCGAUGCUACCAAAGCUUACACAAUACACCAAUAGGAAAUUGCGGCGUGUUCGCCUCUUGUAUGACUUCGACGUCUAGACUCGAAUCGCAACAUCUAGACUGGCAGAUAAUACCAUUUAAGAGUACAAAUAGGCAAAACCACUUCAUAUUGAGACGUCGUCCUGUGCCCAAGAAAGCAUCCUUCCGAGCUAUGAACAUUUACACCGAGGUUCCAUGGUAACGUCACACUUCGCUGUUGGCUUGUUCAUUUAAGCGAAUUCUUUUUUUAGGUGUCCUUUUGUGGCCGAACCCGAUUUUGGGGUCUAUGAUGAUAUGUAUAUCUUCAGCCUAUUUAAGAGCUACUUAGGAUACACCCCCACGAAGCUCCUCGGUACCGGAUCACGCCACUCAUCAGCUUGGAGAGGAGCACGCGAACUCAUUCCCCUCUCAUAAGCGAUGCAUUAUCCAUGGUUCCAAGCACCCGGGAGCGUUUCACUAUCCUAUAUUAACUUGCGCUGUUGCCCUAUUACGAACUGCGCCACGCCGGGUAAUAAUGCACAUGGCAGACCUCGGUUCGCCAUGCCGGAGAUCAACGAGCUUGAUAUCGACAUUUUCAAGGAUAUAGUCAACCAUACGAUCUAGCUUGACAUACUUAACAUUCAGUUCCCGCUCCCAAAACGUGCGCCAGGUUAAUGGCUUUUACAGCUCGUAUAUCAAAAUUUCGAUACUAUUCGGUCAGCAUGAGAUUCCUUUACUUCGUCAGUGUCGGUCUGCUAUCAAGCAUCGCUGAAGGGCUCAACAUCUUUGAGAGGCAGACCGAUGUCUGCAGAUGGGCCCUUGAUCCAGAUGAUUGUAUAUGCAUGAAUAGUGUGAAUGGUUCGAAUAUGAAGGAUCCCACAUCUAUUUGUUGUGCCAAUAUGGGACUCAAGACAACCAAUCUAAAAUGCCACGUCAGCCACGAUUUUCGCCAGACAUUCAAGGACUGUUGCAAGUGGCUAGCACUCGAAUCUGUUAUUGGUCAUUGUCGGUAGUGGUGCCUGGAGCUCACGGAGUGAUCAAGUGUUCUCUAUCUUUGUUCUGGCGAAGGCAGGUCGUGAUCUGAGCAUCAAUUUGAAGAGCGAGAAUUGCAACCUUGACAUAUACACCUCUAAGCUCUCAGCCCUAACUUCAAUCAACUUGCUACCGUCAACCUGCGAUGUCAUCCGUUCUUAGCAAAUGCUACCUGUUUCCCUUCCUUAGGUAUCCGGAGAAAGAAUGGUCCCUAGAUACAAAGCAGCCUCCACAACGCAGCUUUGGACAGCUCUCCAUUUAAGUUCUAAUUGAGAUGCCACAUGAUAAAUAUCCAAGAUGCUCUCCCAGUUCCUGUGUCUCAAGAGCUUCAAUCCGUCAGGUGGAAGGCGCGAUUAUUUCGGAGUACUUAGCUGCUAAAUCAUUAACUAGG
Molecule: messenger RNA, 2029 nt
Organism: Xylaria bambusicola
Lineage: Eukaryota; Fungi; Ascomycota; Sordariomycetes; Xylariales; Xylariaceae
Exons: 3
Coding region: 1281-1619 (112 amino acids)
Source: RefSeq, a predicted model, not a curated record